AUGGAUGAUAGAGUGAGAUUAAAAGUGUAUUAUGAUGGCCAAAUAUUGUUACAAACAUCUGAAGGAGUGAAAUUUGUGUGUGAAAAUCCAUUAGAUAUUAUAAUUCCUUUCACACUGUCUUAUGAAGAAUUGAAAGGUGUUAUUUGUGAGAAGAAUGAUUCUCAAAUAUCUAGGAGAGUGUCGUGUAUUUUGUACAGAUAUCCUAUAUCUGUCUUUGGUGGGUUCGUGCAAUUUCAAACGAAAUACGUGACCGACGAAGCGAGCAUGCAAGAAAUAUUUUCAGUGUAUCUUGAAAGUCGGUCGCGAAUAUCGUUCAUCGAACUUGAGGAAGAGUUCGAAAGUAACUACGAGGUCGUUGAUCCAGGUGUAGACGAAGAUCAAGCUGACGAGGCUAUGGUGGCAGAUGUGGCGGAUGUGGCAAAUGCACUAGCAAACCAACAGCCAUUUGUAGAGCCGAGUUUCAUGCGGUCGUUGGAUUUGGAAACCAUGCAUGCACCGGAGUUUCCUCAAUAUGUAAAUGCAGAGCUUCCCGUUAUGCCAGAUGGUGAAUUUACCGUGGAAAUGGAAUUCAGUUCUAGGGAGGUAGUAAUUAAGGCGAUGAAAGAUUAUACAAUCCGCAGAGAUGUAGAUUAUCGGGUACAUGAGUCAGAACCGACGACAUUCUAUACUAAAUGCACCCAGUAUGGUGCAGGAUGUGAUUUGCUGAUCAGGGUGAGCAAAAUGUCCAAAAAGUUCUGUUGGGAGAUAAGGAGGUACAAUGUUAGUUACACCUGUACUAGGGCCACCAUUUCUCAAGAUCAUUCGAAGCUGGAUUCCAACACAGUUGCAGAAGCAAUAAAGCCAUUGGUAGAAGUUGACCUGUCUAUAAAGGUGAAAUCAGUGAUUGCGGAAGUACAGGCAAAGUUUAACUACACCAUAAGUUAUCGCAAAGCAUGGUUGGCAAAACAGAAGGCAGUGGAGUCAAUUUUCAGAGGGCGGGAAGCUUCGUACGAAGCCUUGCCGAUAUCGUUUGAGGCCAUGUGUCACAAGGAGCCAUCCGCAAAUAUUCAGACAUUGCAAGCCAAUAGUGCAGGUAGACGGAACUCAUUUGUAUGGAAAUACAAGGGUUUUUUGUUGGUUGCAGUCUCACAGGAUGGCAACAACAAUAUCGUUCCUAUUGCAUUUGCGAUAGUUGAGGGAGAUACAUCUGAGGCUUGGCACUUUUUUCUUAUUAACUUGCAACAGCAUGUUAUGACAUGUAAUGGUGUGGGCCUUAUCUCCGAUCGGCAAGAUUCCAUUAGGUCAGCAAUUGCUCGUAGUAACGGAGCUUGGUCUCCUCCCAGAGCAUUCCACAUGUUCUGCAUCAGACAUAUAGAGUCCAACUUUUUGAGAAAGUUCAAGGCAUCGUAUCUGCAGAAGCUUAUCGUCAAUAUAGGAUACUCACGAACAGUUCGCGAGUAA
Arachis stenosperma is the source of this 1440-nucleotide messenger RNA. RefSeq lists its product as uncharacterized. The record is from RefSeq and is a predicted model, not a curated record. Lineage: Eukaryota; Viridiplantae; Streptophyta; Magnoliopsida; Fabales; Fabaceae. The transcript is spliced from 5 exons. Bases 1 to 1440 code for a protein of 479 amino acids.